Molecule: messenger RNA, 687 nt
Organism: Protobothrops mucrosquamatus (brown spotted pit viper)
Lineage: Eukaryota; Metazoa; Chordata; Lepidosauria; Squamata; Viperidae
Product: la-related protein 4B
Exons: 4
Coding region: 1-522 (173 amino acids)
Source: RefSeq, a predicted model, not a curated record
AUGUUUCUACACCUUGAUUGCAGUCAACCUGUGAACACAAAAGAUCAUUGUCUGGGUGUAAGUACAAACACUGUAGCAUCUAGAAUUCCUCAUGAGCCUUCUUUGCCAGUUUCUUCUACUCUGCCAGGGACAUUUGAACAAUCUCCUUCCUCAUCUCAAUCUCCCUAUGAUCCCACAGUUAUGGACAAACAGCAGAGAGAAACUCAAAAUAUUGAAAGACUUUCUUCUGUUCUUUCUACUGCUUGUAAAUCAUUACAAGUCAAUGGGGCUUUUGUAGCAGAGUGGCGGAAACCUAGUUAUGCAGAAAUCUGCCAGAGGAUUAGUAAGGAUCCACCUCCAUUACAGUCCCCAAAAGAACAGAAGCCAAACACUGUUGGUUGUGGGAAAGAGGAAAAGAAGCCCACAGAAACACUAGAAAGAAGCAAAGAAUUGCCUCCUGUGAAGUCUAAAGACCAACAGAGACCAUCAGGACGGAGGUCACCUCUUUCUCCAGCCAUUGGGAAAUGUCUAACUAAAGAAUAGAAUGCCCCUCCCAAAUCUCAAUGAAACUAGUACUUAGGAUGAAUUUCAAGAAGUUUUCACUAUGAAGUUACCCCAUGUUGCAACUCAGAAUACAAAGGAGUUGCUGGUUAAAAGCUUGCAGGGGGCAUGAAGUAUAUGAAAUGCUUGCUAGGUAUUUUUCAUUGU